CCCAAACUCAGCGCCAAGUUCGUCUCCUCAUACCUUUUCAGGACGAGUUCCAGGUUAUGGAGACAGUGAGAGAAUGAGUUUCCAUAAACCUAAAAAUCGUCCAUGAACAACUCCAUGAUUUCUCCGACCAGACGAUCGAAGAUGGCGAGCAUACACCACAUGAAGGUGGCUGGGGGAUUGCAAAUCCCGAAUGGGAUCCUCCGGCAAGCAAAUGUGCCAAAAGGGUAGGUGAAGGUGGUCUUCGCCUGGUGACACGCUACGACACAACACCUAACCAUGGCCAAGUGUAACCAAUGCAAGGGACUGCAGCAUAGUGGCACAAGUAAUAAAUAUCAAAUCCACGGGUCUCUAGAGUUACUUUUACUCAGCUUCAGUUCAUUAUCUAGCAAACUAGAUUAAGGAUUGAUUUACUAAACUACUCUUCCAACUACUCUACUAAUUACAGGUUGGGAACUCACUUAGGUAUGAUUCCCCCUAGCUCCUCAAUUAGGUCUAAGUUGUAAUUCCUUUUGGUUGUUUUACUGUUGAUUAAACUGCGGAAGAUCCUAAUUUAGCUUGGAAUCUCUUAAGCUGACCAAGCCCUCUUAGACAGAAUACCCGACAGGCGACUAGCCUUCACCGGAAUAGACUGCUAAGGCGAUUCACACAGAUCUCCACUACAUGGAAUGAAUUCCAGUACAAAGCUAUGAAUUGACUGACUCUCGCACAACCAAUUCACUACUAUCAAUCAAGGAAGCUCUCUUCACCUAAUCAGAUUCUAUCUAUCAUAGAUUAAAGAAGAAAUCGAGAAAAUUUGAUCAAGAUUCAAUUGACUCAAUAAAUCAUGCCUCAAUCGAUUAUAAUCACACAAUAGAGCAUCCAAAACUUCAUACAAGGAAGAUCCUAACACAUGGAAUUAGGGUUCCUCAAAAUCUAAGUGAAGGGAAGUUAUUCCAUAGAGAAGAGAGAGAUUGCAAUAUAACUUUCCAGAUCUUCAAUCUUCAUGUCUAGACUUGUUCUUUGAGCUUCAAUGGUGUAGAAUCCUCUAAGAUAGCUCCAAGAAUGGCUCUAAAUCGCCCUCUCUCUUUUUGGUUUGUCCCUUGGGUAUUUGGUAUCCAAAACCCAGCUCCCCCUCUCCAAAAAUUGCAAAACAGCUUUUAUACCUGCUGAAACUCGCACCCUCUACUUGCAUGGCCGUGCAAAUUGAGGUUUUGGUCGUGCAAACUGUCACGACCCGAAAUGUCGUGACCGUGUUGAUCGUCUGAAGAACGUUGCCAUCUGGUUGUCUUUCCAUUAGAAGGGAAAAGGGGGCGACAUUAGCUAUAAGGCGUUGUUUGCCUGUGCAUCGCAUCUGGCCGAGUCAGGAUGUGGCUAUGAAAGGGAUCAUUGCAAGAAAAGGCACAACUGGUCGAAGGCUAUUGUCGUCUCCCUGAUGAGCCCAAGGCAGGGCAAAACCAGUUGGUAUGCGUAUGCAGAGAGGUUGGCCUUGAGGAAUGAGUGCACCUCAAGACGCAGCACGGAUUUCGGAAGUCUAUGUCCGUGACAAGUGGUAUAAGAGUUUGGUUAGGCUGAAGACCCUAUUUCCUCUCUCAGUAUGGCAUAGGUCGUGUAUGGGCCGAUCCUAUGCCCGAAUGAGAGGCGGUCCUGGGUGUGCAUAUCAGGAGGUCUGGACGCAGAUACACAUGUGUUGCGCCAUUGUGGGGGACCUCGACAGGCUGAAGAUGCAGCGGCCGAGAAUGUCGUUCAACCGAGGAACUAACGCUAGCGAGAGCGUACGGUGAAGGUCGAUUGAGGUACAAACGCUGGGAGUAGCGUAGGGUGAAGGUCGACUGAGGUACUAGCACAGUAGAAGCAAAGAGUGAAGGUUGACGUCGAGGGGCAAAGCGGUGUGUGCGCGGGGCACAUCAGGCUAGCGCGAGGACCGGAACUUGUCCAUCAGAGGAUGGUAUCGUAUACGGACGCCCACAAUCGGUUUGAGAGUUUCAAUACAUGCUGUGAAGAGAAGCAUUCUUCACCAGCACGAGGACGUGCUGUAUUAUGAGUGGUGGAGAAUGUCACGACCCGAAAUGUCGUGAUCGUGUUGAUCGUCUGAGGAACACUGCCAUCUGGUUGUCUUGCCAUGAGAAGGGUAAAUGGGGUGACAUUAGCUAUAAGGCAUUGUCUGCCUGUCCAUCGCAUCUGGCCGAGUCAUGAUGUGGCUAUGAAGGGGAUCGUUGCAAGAGAAGGCACAAGUGGUCGGAGGAUAUUGUGUCUCCCUGAUGAUCCCAAGGCAGGGCGAAACCAGUUGGCAUGCGUAUGCAGAAAGGAUGGUGUUGAGGAAUGAGUGCACCUCAAGACGCAGCACGGACUUUGGAAGUCUAUGUCCGUGAAAAAAUCCCCUGGGAAACUCACACGGUCGUGCAGAAUUUUACAUGGCCGUGCACAAUUUCCAGCAUGCACUCCUAAGCUUUGUUGAUCUCGUUUGACCUCCGAUUCAGGUGUCGUUUGAUCCCAGAUGCUCGUAUUCUUGUCCUCUUUCCUUUCAUGACAACCUUUUAUGAUCCUUUGUUAAUAAAAUUAGGUAGAAAUCCAUUCUUCCACAAGUCAUUCCCGAGUUUCUCACCUCGAGUCGCCAAUUGAUCUCCGAUUGACUUGAAACUUGCGCCUAGGCUUCACUUUACAUGCUAGAACCUGAAAUAUGACAAAGGAACACAACCUAGCGUAAAAUAGUCCAAGAAAUCAAAAACUCAAGCCAAAAUGAUCAAGAAACGAGGGUGCAAACAUGUGCAAUUACAACGUUAUCAAAUUCCCCCACACUUAACAGUUUGCUUGUCCCCAAGCAAACCUGACUCAAACCGAUGCAAUUCUCUAGACCUUUAUAGAAACAUGCAACCAUGAUCGUCGGUAGAGGACGUUCUAAGUCAUUUAGCCGCUUACGAGGUCAACCAAUGCACAAGACACCUCCUAGCUUCUUCGGCGAGAACUCUAGUCCCUAGUCGGGAUCAUGCCAAGUUGUGAUCGGAGGACAAGUGAUUCGUGAACAAAGAGACUCUAAAAAACAGAAAGGUCAUGGAAUCACUUUUUUAGGUGCUCUAUUUUUUUUCCUUUAAAGAUGGUUGGAACCCCAUUUUUUCCUUAUCUUUGUAUUGUUGUUUGUUUUUUCCAAGGGUCCCAACAUGUUAUUUCCAGAAAACAGGUUUCCCACCUAUUAAAGGUUUUGAGGGAGCCCGCUCUUACUGGCCAUGGCAGGAGCAUCUCUUAUCAGCCAUGCCGGGAGUAGAUGUCUCGAGCCUUGUGCGGGGGAAAGAAAUGUAAGGGGGCUGGAAGUAGUAGGUGGAAGUUGGGAACGGAUUCCAGUCUCCCCUUACACACUUUCGCCCUAUUCGCACAGGAGACAUUAUUUUGAAGCACAUUUCCGAUCACCUUUUUAUUUCAAAACAUGAUAUAGGAGUCCAUGACAGGUAGAGAGUCCACAAUACCACACAGUUCAAGGGUCCUAAGAUCACUAAUUCACACAAUCAACCAACACAAUAUGAAGAAAAAAGGAGACUUCUUAAAUGCAUCAACAUCCUCCAUAGUGCUACACUGCCUCCCUAGGUUGCAUAUUACUAUAAAGACUGUCAAUUCAA
This is a messenger RNA of Linum trigynum, 3587 nucleotides long. The record is from the annotation of a GenBank genome assembly. NCBI's taxonomy places the organism in Eukaryota, Viridiplantae, Streptophyta, Magnoliopsida, Malpighiales, Linaceae.